Messenger RNA from Micromonas commoda, 1062 nucleotides. RefSeq lists its product with no specific name. The coding region runs from base 1 to 1062 and encodes 353 amino acids. Gene Ontology annotation, molecular function: protein binding. The transcript has a single exon. Lineage: Eukaryota; Viridiplantae; Chlorophyta; Mamiellophyceae; Mamiellales; Mamiellaceae. The record is from RefSeq and is a predicted model, not a curated record.
AUGGCCGCGGCGGUGGCCGUCGAGGUGGCGGCUCCCGUGCACUUCGAGAACGAAGACUCGUCCGACGACGACAAUUUCGCCGACGAGCUCGAGGCGCAGCUGUUCGAGGCUGAGGCGAGACGAGAUGCGAUUGGCGUGAAGAGGGAGCGCGACGAGAAGGGGCUCGACGAGGAGGAACCGUCCACUAAGAGGGUGGUCCGCGACGCCGGCAGGGCGGAGCAGCACGACGGGAGGGAAGGACUGACGACCCUUCCUCUGGAGCUGAGCCUGCAGAUCCUGCGAUGGCUCUCCCCCGAGGACCUCACGAGCUGCGCCACAACGUGCAGGGCGCUGAGGCUCGCCGCCUCGGAGGAUUCACUAUGGCGGCGGUGCUUCUGCUCCAGGUUCGGACACCCGAAGCGUCCCGGGGUGCGGAGCUGGCGCGCGCUUUAUUUUCAGGAGGAUGCCCGUGAGCUGAGGCUGACCACAUCCUCGGCACCUCCCGACUUGAGACACCUGUACGCGCAAAUGCAAUCUGCGAAGAGAGCGCAACCGCCGGCGACGCUCACCGACGAUGCGCUCCUCACGCUGACGGACGCGGAGAACGUGAUGCGGUGGCGCGCGCAGCGAGGCCUGAGCGACGGGUCGGACCCUGCGUCUGCACACACGUGUUCCAUCGCGAACGGGUGCUCCUAUCGCAGGUUCGGAGCGGACAUUUUCGUGUGCGAGCGAACCGGCCGAGCGCACGUGUGCGACGACUCGUGCCGCGAGAGGGUUGUGGACAUGGACGGGAUGUCGGAGAUGUGUUCCAUAUCCGGACGCUCUUUCGACAGGUUCCUUGGUGAUGGCGCGGAGGGCAUGGGCGCGGGACACGUGGAGGGUGGAGCAGGCGAGGUGGGCUUCACCGGGGAGAGGGGAUGGCUCGGGAGGGCCUUCGAGGCUGGAUACGGGGCAUCCAGCGAAAAAGAACUGUACGCCGCCUUGUGGGGCGGCGACGGUAGCGCAGGCAUGAGGGCCAAUCGGGGCGUGGACUCCGACGACGAGGUUGGAUCUGACGAGUCGUCGGACUACGACUCUGAAUGA